AUGGUGAAGGGUUUUAGUCCUUUCCCAGCGCCCAAGAGAGGAGUCAGCCGAAUGGUCCUCAAGAAGCCCUCCGGCAAGAAGACGUCCUCUUGGAACAAGGUUGCCUAUCAACGCCAUUCGCAAGGCGGCGGCUUUCUCCGUGUAGAUCAAACCAAAUGGCGCCGCACAAUCCAGGAGCUUAUCAAAGCCAGUGAUACCAGCAUCAUCAAGAUUCUCAAGAAGGACAAGUUCUUGCCAGAAUGGUCUGGAGCAGUUUGUCCCAAAUGUGAAGCAGGAGUUCUAGGCCCUUUGCAAGCACAUGCUGGUCGCAACGGCCUUUGGCAUCGCUGCAACAAGAAGCACUGCCAGCAGUACGUCUCUCCUAUCCACUUGCAUCCGAUCUUCACUACGACGCCGGGUCCUGAGGGGCACUCUCUGCAAAUGCAGUCAGCAGCACUUCUCCUGCGCCUUUGCUCCGUUCCUCUGAGCAUCAUACAUUUGGUUACUCACAUCAAUCACAAGGCCCUGGAGAAAAUGAGCCGCAACCUCACGCUCCUUCGCAAGUCCCACGUCCUCAAAGUCGAGAAGAGGAUCCUUUUCGGCGGUGCCCCCCGUGCAUGGCGAGAUGUCGAGGUGGAUGAAGCCACCUUCGACAAAAAGACUUUGGAGCCAUACGAACUUUCGGACACGGACCAGAAUGCGGGAAAGAACACACUUUGGGAACAAUGGGGUGGAUUGGUGCAGCGGGGAUGCCCUAAGACGUUGGUUCUCGUGAAGCUCAAUCCAGCGGUCACUGUUUCUCGUGCUCCCGGACCCGGAGCUAUGAGGAAGAUUGAUUGGAAGCCUAUCGCCCACAAGUACUUGAAGAACCGCCGAGUCAUCCUCCAUUCUGAUUCGGCUCGCUCCUACCGCAUGAAAGUCCCGGGAAUGCUCCAUGAUGCUGUCGUUCACCAGAAGAAGCGUGUGAAAAGAGGUGGCAAAUGGAUUUGGAAGAAACCAACCUUUGUCAAGGUGUCCUCGCAUAAGCUUCCUGAUGGACGCACAAUUAAAACAAAAGCCGGUACCCAGAUCAUCGAUCGGGCCUGGCGUUUCAUCAAAGACCGGUUGCGGAGAAACCAACGGGCUAAAGCCGGAUCUUCCUUUCUCGCAGCGCAAGUGCGCAGUGCACAGUGGGAAUACUGGCACCGCAAUGAGGACCUGUGGGCAUGCACAGGUGCACUCCUCGAGGAGUACACCACUGGGUUCGCAAAGCGCCCUGCCCUCUGA
This is a messenger RNA of Symbiodinium sp. CCMP2592, 1245 nucleotides long. The record is from the annotation of a GenBank genome assembly. NCBI's taxonomy places the organism in Eukaryota, Dinophyceae, Suessiales, Symbiodiniaceae.